GUUUAGCAAGGGGAGCAGCCUAGGUUUUAAUUCUCAGUAUUUUACACUAAAAAUUGGGAAUAUACUAAUCACGUCCCGGCACCAAUUAUCUCGCGUUCCAGUGAUUUCUUCUCAACUUCUUCAUCACCAAAUUCGGAAGACGGUGUAGAUAUGACGAGUUUGAUUUCUCAAAAUGCUAUACCCAAAGAAGUAAAAAGGAAUGCAAAUAAGGAUGGGACUACACUUGUGGGGGAUGGAAACAAAGAUGUUGAGGAUGGACAGGAGCUUGAUUUGGAUGCUAUAAAGAAUCGAAAAAGAAGGAGAGAACGAAAGAAAAAGGAUGAAGAAUCAGAGAUUGAGCAGGAGAGGGAAAUGAAGAAGCUAGAGAACUUUUUGUUUGGCUCUUUGUACUCUCCCAUUGAGUUUGGGAAGCACAAUGAAGAAAUGAGAGAUGAGGUUGACAAUAGUUCUGCGUUGUACUUCACGGACAGGUCAGCAAAUAGUAUGUUGUCAGUUUAUGAAGAGGAUGCGGGAUUGGCAGAAGAAACAAGUGACGAAGAGGAAACUAAGCAAAGGAAACCUGUAUGGGUAGAUGAAGAAGAGGAGAAAGCCAGCAUAAAUAUAGCUAAAGUGAACAAAUUGAGGAAACUGAGGAAGGAAGAGGAUGAGUGUGUAAUUUCUGGUUCUUCAUAUGUGUCAAGAUUGAGAGCUCAGCAUGCUAAGCUGAACCCUGGCACUGAUUGGGCACAACCUGAUGUACGGGUGAGAGAUUACAGCUCUGACGAUGAGGAUGUCGAUAACGAAAGUGGGGCAGUGGUGGCCAGUGGUUAUGAGGAUGCUGAAGGUGUUGAUGAUAUCCUUAAAAGGAAUGAAGAUCUUGUUGUGAAGAAUAGUGCAAAAUUGUUACCAGGGCGUCUAGAGUAUUCAAGGCUGGUGGAUGCCAAUAUGAUGGAACGUUCAAAUGGUCCCGUAAAAUCAGUGCAGUUUCACAAAAAUGCUCAGUUGCUCCUUGCUGCUGGAUUAGAUAAGACAAUAAGAUUUUUUCAAAUUGAUGGAAAAAAGAAUGCUAAAAUACAAAGCAUCUUUCUUGAUGGUUAUCCAAUUUAUAAGGCUUCUUUCUUACCCGAUGGGUCUCAGGUUAUUAUAUCGGGAAGAAGAAAGUUUGCUUAUAGCUUUGAUUUAGUCACAACAGAAAAAAGUGUGAUAGGCCCUCUAAUUGGUAGGGAGGAGAAGAGCUUGGAAAGCUUUGAAGUUUCUCCUGAUUCUAGUACAAUUGCUUUUCUCGGCAAUGAAGGUUAUAUUUUAUUAGUUUCAACGAAAACUAAAGAACUCAUUGGGACCUUGAAAAUGAAUGGGACUGUUCGUUCAGUAGCUUUUACCAAUGAUGGACAGCAAUUGCUGAGCUCUGGUGGAGAUGGGCAUAUUUACCACUGGGACCUGAGAACAAGGGUAUUGAUUCGCGAUCCACUUGAUGAAAAUGUUAUUCCUGUUGUUGAGGAACUUCAAAGAAGAUUACCUUUGGCAAUUGGCCGAGGCGAAGGAGAAGAUUAUGAGCUGCCUGAAGCACAAACCGAAGAUGACUCUGAUGAAGAAACUGAGUUCCCGUUUGAAUUUAAAGCUCUGGAAGUAGCAUUAGAAGGCAUAUCUAGUUUUCUUGACUCACAAACUCGAGAAUUGGAGACUGCUGCUUAUCCCGCUUUAGAUGAGUUAACGGCUAAGAAUAUUAGAACUAAGACUGAAGUUUCAUUGCAACAAAUAUUGCAAAAUUUGCAAGCUUAA
This is a messenger RNA of Olea europaea var. sylvestris, 1758 nucleotides long. Its product is annotated as U3 small nucleolar RNA-associated protein 18 homolog. The transcript is spliced from 5 exons. Gene Ontology annotation, biological process: rRNA processing. NCBI's taxonomy places the organism in Eukaryota, Viridiplantae, Streptophyta, Magnoliopsida, Lamiales, Oleaceae. Gene Ontology annotation, molecular function: protein binding. Gene Ontology annotation, cellular component: small-subunit processome; Pwp2p-containing subcomplex of 90S preribosome. Bases 151 to 1758 code for a protein of 535 amino acids. The record is from RefSeq and is a predicted model, not a curated record.